Molecule: messenger RNA, 213 nt
Organism: Penicillium canescens
Lineage: Eukaryota; Fungi; Ascomycota; Eurotiomycetes; Eurotiales; Aspergillaceae
Exons: 3
Coding region: 1-213 (70 amino acids)
Source: RefSeq, a predicted model, not a curated record
AUGUCUAGGAAAUGGAAAGUUGUUUUCAACCAAUCGGCCCCACGAAAAUCGGUUUUACAUGACUACGAGACAUAUAUCCAAAAUCAUGGGGGCACUGUGAUAAAGAGUUUUGCCCCGGAAAACUCGAACUUAAGCAUCGACGCGGUCCUGCCCGAUUCUCUUAAGGAAGGUUUGGAGAAUGACGGUUUCGUUGACCACAUUAUCGCCGUGUGA